AUGAUUCAAAUCAGUGGAACCGAUUACAGAGGAUUUUUAAUUCAAGUACGACAAGUUUCCGACAACGGAAUCGUAGGGCAAUGGACUUCGUUCCCCAGUAAUACAAAGUCACUAGAUUGUGGCGGCACAAGUAAUAGUGCUACACAUAGCAAUAAUAUUAAUAAAGCCAAUGUACAACUUACAUGGAUGCCGUCGGGUAAUUAUGGACCAGUGUAUAUCAUGAUGACUGUUGUUAGAACACAAUUGGUGUUUUGGGUUGGAAUUCGAACGAUGAACUUUGAAUAUGUUUCACCUUGCAUCACCAACCCUUGCUUGAAUGGAGGUGUGUGUACACCAACCGGUACAACGUUCGUGUGUACCUGCGCCACUGGAUGGACGGGUACGACAUGCUCAACUUCAGAUCCUUGUAGUACCUGCUCAGUGAAUGAAGUCUGUACUCAGAACACUCAAGGACAGUUUAGUUGCAGUCUAGUUGGCCCCUGCAGCAAUUACAACUGCCCUGAUGGUACUAUUUGCGUGGCCUCGGGCUCAUCAGCUACGUGUGAAAGCGUCAGUCCAUGUGAUUCCCUCCUUUGCCCAGUCAAUAGUGUAUGUGUUCCAUCUGGUUUGACUGCUUCUUGUUACUAUGGUGAAACGUGUAGUCCUAAUCCAUGCCUCAACGGAGGUACAUGUACCCCGUCGGGUAACUCUUAUAUUUGUGCGUGUGUUCCAGGCUACUCAGGAACAAUUUGCGAAAAUUUUUUUCAGAAUCAGACGGGCUGUAACCCAAAUCCUUGUAGGAACGAUGGUGCAUGCUUUGAAUUCUCCGAACCAAACAGCGAGCAAGUUCUUGUGGGCUUUUACUGCGAAUGCACACAAGAUUGGACGGGCACUCUCUGUGAAAGUUCAGGACCCUGUUCUUCGAACCCGUGUAUGAAUGGAGGUGGCUGCUCAAACCAAGUUGUUAGUGGCGCAAGUUACUACACGUGUGCCUGUACUACAUCUUUCACCGGUGAUAACUGUGCGAUACCAGUUAUAUUACCAUGUGACCCAAAUCCUUGUCAAAAUGCUGGAACAUGUACAGUGGUUUCAACAACAGUUAAUGCAAAUGGCUACACAUGUGCUUGUACAUCAUUCUUUUUUGGUGAUCAGUGUCAAAUACAAAACCCAUGCUUGGACAGUCCCUGCCAGAACGGUGGAACUUGUAAUACUAAUGAUGAUUUCACUAUAGUUUCAUGCCUUUGUACUUCUGGGUAUACAGGCUUUGAUUGUGCCACAUCUGCACCGUGUACGAGCCAGCCCUGCAUGAACGAUGGCUUAUGCACGAUGGAUGUAGAUGUUACACUCUACACAUGUUUCUGCCAGUCUUCUUACUUUGGAAAACAGUGCGAAAUUCCUGAUCCAUGUCUUAGCAAUCCAUGUUUCAAUAACGGCGUUUGCCUAACAAAUACCGAUGGGACGUACUUCACAUGCAUUUGCUCUAGCUUCUACAUGGGUGAAUUUUGUGAAUAUACUAAUUUGUGUGCAGUCGAACCUUGUGAAAACGGUAACUGUCAGGUUUUGGGCAACACCCAAUUUAAUUGUAUUUGCUGGUCUGGUUGGAGAGGUAAUCUGUGUGCUGAACGUGAUUAUUGCUCUGAGGUUCCAGCUGUGUGUCAAAAUGGAGGAACGUGUGCUGUGAGCGGCUCCUCGUACGUGUGUUUUUGUCUGGACACAUUCACUGGCACCAACUGCGAGAUUGAAGUCUUGCCAUGUGACAGCAACCCUUGCCAGAAUGGCGCGACUUGUUUAGACCUUAUAAUGAUGGACACUACUUAUCAAUACUUAUGUAUGUGUCCAACCGGAUGGACUGGUGUCAACUGUGCAACACUGUCUUUGGCUUGUCUUAGUCAACCAUGCUUAAAUAAUGGGGUAUGCGAGGAAGUUUCAGCAACGAACUCAUACAUGUGCGUAUGCAGUGCCAUGUGGCGCGGCCUACAGUGUGCCACACGUGUUCUGCCGUGUGAGAGCAAUCCUUGUCAGAAUGGAGGAACCUGCACUGAUGUCGUCAGUGGCACUGCGUUCGCUUACAUAUGCUUUUGUCGGAAUAAUUGGCAAGGAGAUAAUUGCGAGAACCGUAAUAACCCGUGCACUAGCAGUCCGUGCUUAAACGGUGGCACGUGUUCCAGUACGUAUGAUGAUGCUGUGGACAUAUCCUUCUACACAUGUGCAUGUUUGCAAGCAUAUACCGGUACAGUGUGCGAGACAUCUGUGAUGCCAUGUACUGUAAAUGAUCCAUGUUUAAAUGGAGGAACUUGCGUGAAUUCCGUUGAUCCUGAUACUGGAUUAAACACAGCUGAAUGCCAAUGUGCAAUACCGUGGGGCGGACCUACUUGUGCACAGGUUGAUUAUUGUAUUUUGUCCCCUUGCUCCAAUAACGGCACUUGUUCUUCAACCCUUGGUAGUGUGGAUGUAUCAUGUGUGUGUACACCUGAAUGGAUGGGUUCUAAAUGUCAGACACCUGUGAUGCCAUGUACUGUAAAUGAUCCAUGUUUAAAUGGAGGAACUUGUGAGAAUUCCGUUGAUCCUGAUACUGGGCUAUACAUAGCUGAAUGCCAAUGUUCAUCACCAUGGGGCGGACCUACUUGUGCACUGGGUAAUUUAAUAAAGCAGAAAUUAUAG
This is a messenger RNA of Anneissia japonica, 2640 nucleotides long. Its product is annotated as neurogenic locus notch homolog protein 1-like. Gene Ontology annotation, cellular component: plasma membrane; protein-containing complex. Lineage: Eukaryota; Metazoa; Echinodermata; Crinoidea; Comatulida; Comatulidae. Gene Ontology annotation, molecular function: calcium ion binding. The transcript is spliced from 23 exons. Bases 1 to 2640 code for a protein of 879 amino acids. Gene Ontology annotation, biological process: establishment or maintenance of epithelial cell apical/basal polarity; heterophilic cell-cell adhesion. The record is from RefSeq and is a predicted model, not a curated record.